AGGCCGUCGGCCCAAAAACUGAUGCCCGACAGCCAUGCGGGACGCCCGGUGGGGGGCCGCCAGCUUCGCCCGAUGGCGCUCGGCGCCGCCGACGGGCGCGGCUACGCGAGCUUCGAGGCGCUGCUGCGGGGCGAGUUCGACGCCCCGCAGUCAGGUGAGGCGCCGCUGCCACCUCGACCGCGGCCGCUGUGGGACCCGCUCACAGGUCGGCGCUGCGGCUGGGAACUCGAGCCGCCCUCGCCAUGCGAACCGCCAGCGCCGCAGCAGCCGCCCGAGACUGGCCCGCCAUCUGAGGCGCCUGAGUCCCCGCACGCUUUCCGGCGUUGGGCGCCAGGGCCGACUUCGCCGGAUUCGCCAACGUCGCCAGGGGCGGGGGCCGACCCAUCGCCUUCGCAGGCAGCUCGGCGGCGCGGAGCGCGGCCGCCUCAGCUGUGCCCGCAGCAGUGCGUCGACAGCCUCGCGGAACCGAGCGAGUGGGAUCGUUGCGGCGGCGCGGCGCCCGUGGGUUCAGCGGCGGAGCUGGGCCGCAGGAUCUCUGGGGAGUGCGAGAGGCUGCGCGCGGUGGUCGGGGGCAUUGCGCGCGAGGCUGGCGUGGAGGCACCGCCAGAGCGCAGAAACUGCGCGCAGCACGCCGCUGGGGCCCAGGCGGUGGCGUGCGCCGCUCCUGGCCACGACCGGGCGGCUGGUGCUGAAGAGGGCGCGCCGUGGGGGCUCUGGCGCGCGUGGGCAGAGCGCCGAGGCGCGCUCGGCGACCCGUGUGCGGAGGUACGCGACCAGCUGAGGGCGAGCGUCGCGAACCUGGCACAGGCGCAGGCGCUGCAGGAGCGGGAGCUGGAGUCGCUCAGGUGGAAGCUGCAGGGGCAGGCGCGCAAGGCGAUCACUCUGAGCAUGCUGGCCUCUGGCAGCAAGUCCGACGACCUCUGCGAGCGGAUGGCGCGCGCCCAGCUGCACCACCGCAGGCGCGCCGCGACGGCGGCGCUCGGCGCUCGGCAGGUGGGCCACUUCAAGGUGCUGGGCAGCUUCCUCGGGCGCCUGCAGGCGGCCAGGGGUGCCUUCGGCGCGUGCGCAGGCCGCGACGCUGAGGAGUCUGCGGGGCCAGAUGCCGCCGCAGCCAGGGGGGGCGAAGAGCUCGGGCACCUGCUGGAGGGGCUGGCGGGCCACGGCCCGAGUGGAGGCACGCACAGGCGGCGCAGUAGCACGCUGCAGAGGCAGAAGGCGCAGGGCGACCUGUCGGGCGCGCUCGCGGGCGACCUGCUCGGGGGCGCCAGUCAGGCGCCGGGGAGCAGCGGGGGCGCGGAUCCGCUGUCGGUGCUGCAGGCCAGGGCGCAGGAGGUCGCGGCGGAGUGGGAGCGGGUCAGCGCCGCGUUGGGCGACCGGCAGGGGCGCGCCACCAGCUUUCAGAGGCUGAUCGACUUCGUCCACAGCGGGCAGGACUCGGUGGAGAAGUCCCUGGAGCGUGCCGCCAGGCUCUGGCGCAGGGAGCAGCAGCUGAUGCAGAGCCUGCUCGGGGAGGUGCGCGCUGGGUGCGAGGAUCUGGCCGACAAGUCGCUCCCCGCCAGCGAGGCGGUGGCCAACGCGUCGGACGACGCAGGGGGCGGCGUGCCCCCGCCCAGGCUGGACGCCCUGAGGCCCAUGCUCACCAGGCGGGCCCGGCUGACUGCGUCGCUGGUCGCCCUGUGGGGGCAGGUGGAGCUGCUCAGCGGCCACGGGCCCAGAGGUCCGGCGGCGAGGGACGCUGCGGUGGAGGGCUUCGCAGCGAAGCCAGACUCCAGCGGGCGCGGCGGCGGUUUCGGGCUCUCGGGGCAGCCCCUGUCGCCCGCGAGCCCGGCGCUGAGGGUCGGCUGGGUGGACCCUGGAGGCGCGCUAGCGGCCUGGAACCAGGAGCACCCCAUGCAGCAGGUGCGAGCGGGCGACAGCAUUGUUCUGAAGGACCGCCGCCUCCGCGCGGAGCUCCGCGACGCAGCCCGUGCCGCGGCUGGCGCCGUGGCAGUCGAGGCCCCUGGCGGCGGUGCCCUGACGAUGCUGGUGAUCCCUGGCGAGGACCCCUCGCUGGAGGGCGACGAGCUGCUGGGCGUGGGCGACGCCAGCGCCUGCCGCGCCGAGGGCGGCAGUGCAGGCGGCCCGCGGUCGCCACCCUCCCCCGGCCUGGCUCGCCUGGCGGCAGACUUCGAGGCGCUGCGCGCGCUCCACGCGGGAGAGCGGCGCGGCCGACGCCGCCCGGGCGAGGACCUGAUGGGCGCCGUCCGCCAGGCCGACGCAGGAGGUGGCUCGGAGGCCGACCGGUCGCUGCUGCGGGACGUGUUAGGCUUCGCAUCCUCCCUGAAGAGCGCGAUCGCAGACGCGGCUGACCGUUCGGACAGCUAUGUCGCUGGCGCGCGGCUGCCCCCCGAGCACGCAUCGGAGGCCCUGGCGGAGGCCGCUGAAGCCGAUGGGUCCCGCCGGCGCCGUGCGGUGGAGGAGGCCCCGGCGGCCGCCGCCAGAGGCGAGGAGGCGGCAGGCGAGGGCCCGCGGCCCGGCGGGGAAGCCGGUGGGCCGCCCGGGACAGACGAGGAUGCCAGCGUCGGCGCCGCAGCGAGCCUCUCGUCGGCGCCCGACGCCGUCGCGGGCCCGCGGCCUCCGCAGGCCGCAGACCCGUCGCCCGCGGAGCUCAGCAGUGCCCGGGCCGCAGCCGGGUGCCAUGCUGGGAGAGCAGAGGCCGGCCCGCGCCAAGCCAGCGUCAUCCUGAGUGAGCCAGAG
Messenger RNA from Prorocentrum cordatum, 2736 nucleotides. Lineage: Eukaryota; Dinophyceae; Prorocentrales; Prorocentraceae. The record is from the annotation of a GenBank genome assembly.